AUGUCCGACGCCUUCGGCACUGCCAUGAUCAACCGCUCGUUGGGGAACGUCAGAAAUGAACUUGAGUUUCUCGUCGACGCCGCUGUCAUCACCCAGCAGCAGUACGAUGCCAUCAUCAACCAGAUUCCCGCCAAUGCCUCCUCUGCCCGCGCCCGCGCUGGCCCUCCCUCCGCCCAGCUGUCUAGCAUCAGCCUGAACUCGCCCACUCCUGAGCCCAUGCCUGAGAAGAAGAGCAACAAUGUUGGCUAUUAUUCUGAUAACGUCGCAAACCCGCCCCCACCCGCCUACCCAUCCGCUCCUGCUGCUCCCGUCGGCCCACCUGCUCUCUGCCAUGCCACCGCCAUGUACCAAUACAAUGCCCAGGACGCCGGAGAUCUGGCUCUGCAGCCCAAUGACAAGAUUGUUGUGUCUGAGUACAUGAACAACGAGUGGUGGAAGGGACGCAAUGAGCGCUCCGGCCAGGAGGGUAUUUUCCCUGCCAGCUAUGUUCGUCGCGAGGAGAGCAAGGCUAUGGUCCCUGUUGCUUCCCCUGGCCCUGUCGCCAGCAACUACGGCAAUGCGCCUCUCGAUGUUGCCAACAACGCCGAACCGAACAAGGAGCCGGGCAAAUUUGAGGAGGGUGGCAAGAAGUUCGGUAAGAAGCUGGGCAAUGCCGCCGUUUUCGGUGCCGGUGCUACCAUUGGUAGCAAGAUUGUGAAUGGAAUUUUCUAA
Molecule: messenger RNA, 711 nt
Organism: Periconia digitata
Lineage: Eukaryota; Fungi; Ascomycota; Dothideomycetes; Pleosporales; Periconiaceae
Source: the annotation of a GenBank genome assembly